AUGUUAGGUUAACAAGAGUUUCGUGCAACUACACCAAUUGGGUAUGAUGAAUUUUUUAAUUUAUUAAAAUGUUUUUAAAGUAUCUUUGAAGGAAGGUAUAUAUCCAAUAAGAGAGCAGAACAACAAAAGAGAGAAUAUGUUGUAAAGUUCAUAUUAUAAUUUUACAUAAAAUCGCGAUAAUAUGCAGCUUACUAACGCAAAUAUUUCAGGUCUAAUUUAAAUUAAUUUCUUUGGAUAGAUAACAGAAAUUUAAAUAUCCCAUAAUUAAUUUCAUAUUACUACAAUUGUGAUCGAUAAGAAUACCUAUCCAAAUUGGCUUCCUCCUAAAAUGAACAGUUGAAAAAUGAAUAGAGCUCAAAAUCAUUAGGUAAAUAGAAAGAUCCAGUCCCACCAAAGGAUGUACAAGAAAUAACAUAUAAAAUAGUUUAGGGAAUAAUAGACUAAUGA
Molecule: messenger RNA, 447 nt
Organism: Paramecium tetraurelia
Lineage: Eukaryota; Ciliophora; Oligohymenophorea; Peniculida; Parameciidae
Exons: 1
Source: RefSeq, a predicted model, not a curated record